UUUUAUUUUGAAAUCUGCCACAGUCUUCAACGUGCAUAUGUUACUUGGAUUUACAGUUAUGGGGCUGAUGCACGUUCUUCAGUAAAUAAGUUGUGUUCUUUUUUUUUAUUAUAGAGUCUCUUCAAAAGCGUUAUUCCACUGUUACAAACAACCAAACACUUAUUUAGCUCGAUUAGCAUACAGUACCUCACGAUGAUGUUCAAGAGCGUUUGGUUUCUUAGGCGAUUAAUGCAACGAUACGGUGGAAAUUCAAAACAGAGAAGUUUUGUCAGGUUGGCUUCAGGUGCGGCAGAGGGUGCUGUUGCUUCUCCAGUCGACCCCGGUAGUAUAACAGCAGAACAGGCAGUCAGAAUAUGGGCGCAACAUUUCAAACAGCAUGGCAUCUCUGAGCCUCUCCUCUCCAGUCAAUACAUUGUAGCUCAUGUUCUGGGCAGAAAAACAUUGGAAUGUGUAGAGAGGGGCAAGCUGAGAGACACGCUGACUGAUAGAGAGAGAGAAAGAGUGUGGAAUCUAUGCUCCAAACGCCUUACAAGGAUGCCAGUACAGUAUGUUAUUGAGGAGUGGGACUUCAGAGACCUUACUCUGAAAAUGAGACCUCCAGUGUUCAUACCCCGUCCUGAGACAGAGGAGCUGGUUGGUCUGGUUCUAGAGGACCUCCAGUUGAGAUGGGGGGAAAUGUACAGGACUGAUUUACGAUGUCUAGAGGUGGGCUGUGGAUCUGGGGCCAUCUCUCUAAGUCUACUACACAGCAUUCCACAGCUCAGGGUAUUUGCUUUGGACCAGAGCCAGACAGCAGUAUGUCUAACAACGGAAAAUGCAAGCAGACUGGGUCUACAGGACAGACUAGAUGUCCGACAUUUAGACGUGAUUAACGAUGCAGAUUCAAUUAUGAGUGAAUGUGGCCCUGUUCACUUUCUAGUCAGCAACCCCCCCUACCUGCUCAGUCAAGAGAUGAAGUCUUUGCAAACGGAAAUACUCCGGUUUGAGGACCAUGGCGCAUUGGACGGGGGUUCGGACGGCCUGUCUGUGAUUCGCCCGAUUCUGGCUUUAGCUUCUAAGCUCUUAACAGAGCGAGGGCGUGUUUACCUUGAGGUUGACCCAUGCCAUCCUCCCAUCAUUCAGAAGCUGAUAGAGGAGAGGAUGCUAGGGUUGCUUUAUCUGGAAACCCGCUGUGACCUCACCAACAGGCCCCGAUUCUGUAUUUUACAGAAGAAUGGAAAGAAUGACUGAAGCAAAGUAUGGAGAAAAACACAUUUGGAAAGACCGGAGGCCGGGAGACGGUCACAGGGUAUACACACAGCUACAAGAAAGGAGAGGAGACAUGAGAUUUAUUGGUAGAGACUCUGCCUUUAGGAAUUGCCCGUUAAAGUGGCCUUUAUGCCAAAUUACAUAUGGCACACUGCCAGUCCCCUCACUGUCCUGCCUGCUCCCAGCAUGCACUGUUUUUCUAAGAGUUAAAAACCUGGCUAUCCUACCGAGAAAUGUCCUCACAGAAAUCCGGCAACCGUGUGGCUCCAUUUGUACAACCUACUGUUGUUGUAGCUUCGCCGUUGGCUUGCUUUUUAUUGGUAAGCGAGCAGGUGUGCACGGCUGUGAUUUGUUGUAGUGAGACUGCAUCGAUUGUGAGUGUGCUCCGUGUGCAAGUGUCAGGGUGCAGUAGGCUGAAGGUAAUUAUUGAGGCCUUUUCUAAGAACUCUCCCUCCCAGCCCUGCACUAGUCUCUCCCUGGAAGUAAUGAGCUCAUUCUGCGAAACAGCUGGCCCAUUGCCACUGCUCUCUCACUCAGCUAGCCCACAAAGACAGACAUAGAGACAACAUGCCUUGCUCCAUUACCAUAACUUAUAAAAGCACACUGUAUCUGUCUAUUCUGUUCACAGAAUAGGUGAAAUAGAAUUUUACACAUACACAAGCUCAUUUUUGUUUUGGUAAUGUGUUAUAAAGCCUUGUUUUCCUUUAUUUAACAUUCUUGUAGACUUCUGCGAUGUCAUUAGACUGUAAAUAAGCUAUUUUUAACACCUGUGUUGUUUACGCUGCUAAAUUUAUAUUUACCAAUGUGUCGGUGCUUACAGCUUAAACUAGAACCUUUUUGAUAAAGAAACCUGAGAGAACCUUUUGAAGUGAUUUGUUCAAUUAAAUAAUUCUCACUUAGUACCCUUACUGAUACUGUUCUUAGAUGUAUUAUUUCUAUAUUGGUUUUUUACAUAUUUAGGUCACCAGAAAAUUUACAUAAGCAUUGGGAUUAGUUUCAGAAAAAAGCUCUGCCUCAGUUUCUUGGAAAUACUAAUCACAGUUUGCUGAAAGAAUGAUUCACUAUCGGGAAAACGGGAUGAGGAAACUAUGCUGUUAUACUGUAUUCCUAUACAGUACAUUUAUCAUACAUAUCAUUUAUUAAUAUUCUGUUAUGGUUGUCAAUCUCAGAGAAAUGGUUUAGCAUUCAAAUCAUUGAAGUCCUGCCUAUUUGUUAGA
Molecule: messenger RNA, 2465 nt
Organism: Myxocyprinus asiaticus (Chinese sucker)
Lineage: Eukaryota; Metazoa; Chordata; Actinopteri; Cypriniformes; Catostomidae
Gene: hemk1
Product: HemK methyltransferase family member 1
Exons: 11
Coding region: 193-1230 (345 amino acids)
Biological process (GO): protein methylation
Cellular component (GO): mitochondrion
Molecular function (GO): nucleic acid binding; protein methyltransferase activity
Source: RefSeq, a predicted model, not a curated record